This is a messenger RNA of Bombus pyrosoma, 2328 nucleotides long. RefSeq lists its product as uncharacterized. NCBI's taxonomy places the organism in Eukaryota, Metazoa, Arthropoda, Insecta, Hymenoptera, Apidae. The transcript is spliced from 6 exons. The record is from RefSeq and is a predicted model, not a curated record. The coding region runs from base 1135 to 1851 and encodes 238 amino acids.
AUUUGAAUAAAGCUAAAAAUCGCACGAGGUCGCGAUUCACAGUGAACUGCACUUUCGAUGCAGACACGAGUUACACGAAGCAAGCGUGGGUACCGGAAUGCGAAAGAAUGCGGGGGCGAUGAUGUCUGGCCGACUCAUUACACCAGUCCCGGAAAGUCUCGAGCAGAACCGUAAGCGGUUGAACUGCAUGAAACGAUAAAUAAAAGGUGCAAAGAGACGUAACAACAGGAAGAGGCAUUCUCGAAUGCGGAACUGCGUUGCGUAUCGGUUCGCGAGAUAUCAAGCACCGUAGAAAAACCUGGACGACUCCCGAUGGAACGUGGAACAAAAUCAUUACGUCUCAGUGAUGAUCGAAAGAAGCAUACAUACAUCGCGUCGCGCCGACACGUACGGUUCUCGUAAAUUUUCUGCUGCUUCUCCGUUCCUAGAUUCCAACUUACAACAAAAAGAAAGACCCCGUGUAAUGCGUAUUUUAACGCACUUAUCUCAUAUAUCUUCAUUUCAUCGAAUUUUCAUCCGUCUCUUAACGGGUAAAAAUUUGACGAAGCGGAAAUAACGAAUUCAAUAAUGCAAACUUAGAAAGUAGAUAUCGAUGAAAAAGUUUGAGAAAUUUUAAUUAAACAGAUUCUUGCAACGCAUUGAGGAGAAAUAAAUUGAUUUCUCCGAUUAUUCGCAACAACUGACACGAGCAAAAUGCUUAUAAGUAAUUAAACAAUUUUAUGAAUCGAUAUGUCUUAAUUGUUGAAACAAAAUUAUUGCAAAAUUUGGAUAAAUACUUGAAUAGUUCGUGAUAUUUAAUUAGAUUAGUUGUUUCAUCUUUCUGAUAUCUAAUGUAAUACUUGUUUCUUACUAGCUUUUUUUACGGCACAAAAUAAUAAACUUAUUGUUGAUUUCAACAAUUUAGCGUAACACUGAUUACGAUAAUACUAACAUGAAUACAGAAAAUCAUUUCAAUUAUAACUGUUCAUUAUGUCUGUUUAUUUAUAAUUCUACUGAUGUUGUUCCCGAGUGUCUGAAGUAGAACGGUCCAUUCUACUGCGACUGCGACGCGUGAGCAUCAACACAGGUGUACGCGGACUUAAGAAUAUAUCUAUCGAUAUUCCAUUGGCUGUAGCAGCUGGCACGACCGUCAAUAUGAGUUGCGGAUACGAUUUAGAAUCAGAUACUUUAUACGUAAUGAAAUGGUACUACAAAGGUUCUGAAUUUUUUCGAUACGUUCCUAAAGAGUUGCCACCGACAAGUACUUUUGGAGAAUUGGGUAAUAAGGUUAUUCUAAAUAAAAGUGAUGAUCAUCGUGUAGUUUUAAGGGACCUGCAGCCAAACUACACUGGAAAAUAUCUCUGCGAGGUUUCUGGCGAUUCUCCAUCAUUCACUACUUUGGUAGACCUUGCUUACAUGCAUGUGGCUAACCUCCCGAAUGGCGAACCUCAAGUAAGAGUCGAGAAGGUGCGGUAUGCAGUGGGAGAUACUGUGCGUGCAAACUGCACUGUUCCUUCGGGAAACCCUCCGGCAAAUGUGACGUGGACUGUCAAUGGGGUACCGGUGAAUUCCAGUUUCAUAAUGAACGUAACGGACAAGCUCAGUGACAAUCAGCAAAUAAUGUGUAUCGCAGGAUUGGAUUUCGAGAUUAUACCAGAUAGCUUUAACAACGGAAGAUUACACAUUGUUUGCAACGCUAAUGUCUUUCAUUUGUAUAAAAAACAAGCUGGUGUUUUUUUGAUCGAGGAACGGCCACGUUUAGCAUCUGUACUAGGAACUCGGGAAUCUUCUUACAUUGGAGGUGCAGCAACACAAUUUAAAGAAUGGUUCUUGGAUGCCGCAGUUACGCUGUUGCUGUGCAGUUUUAGAUAACAACGAUGAACCCGUUAAUCACCCUAUACGUAUAUGACUGUAUCGAAAUGAGAGGGCAAAUUGUUUGUAAAAUUUUGAAAUUAAGUGCGACGAGGGAAGAGCGACAAAAAUUUUUCGUUAACAUAAAUAUCGACCGUAUGUUAUUCGUGUAAAUAGGAUAAAAAUUUAGCUAAUUAUCUACAUGUAAUUGCGACCUGCGCUGUCUCGUUGCAACGAGACGAAUUUAUAACCUGAAUAACAUGUCAUAAUAUUAUGUAUUAGAUCGACGAUGUGUCGCGCCAAAGUGUUCGAGAACUUAUUUCAGUACUAUUAUAUCGUGUUUUCUAUCCUCUGACAAUGAUUUUGAUACCUCUUCCGUAAAACAUUCCGUAAAACAUAACUGCCACACUGUAUCACAAGUUUCUAGGUAAAAGCUGUUAUUAUUUGUGAAUGAAGUUUUAAUUAAGUGAAAAACAAAUAAAUAAUUCACCUUCGUUA